GCUGAAGGCAAGGAGCAAAGGGAGGUCCAAAGCAGCUGAUGAUUUAGAAACUUGUGAGAAAUUGAAGCAUGAACAGGAUGGUGCCAAACUCCUUAAGACGGAAGAGGACUGUGCAGCCGACCAUAAGGGAAUGAGGACUAGUCAAUGUCUACAAACAGACAAAGAUGCUGAUGCCAUGAAGACUUCAGAACUGGCAGGAAAUAAGAUCCAAGCAGAUGAAGGAAGGCAGGAUAAUCCAGAGUGCGAAGCCAAAGCCGGUGUUGAGGACGUGCUCGGGAUUCAGAACAAAGGAGAACAGAAGUCUGAAGAGGUUCCAAAGGGAAAUCCAGGAGAAACAUUUGAGGCUGAACAGAGGUCUAAGUCUUCCUACAAUCCUUCAGAGGAAAACAUAAAGAAAUGCCAUAAAGAAAUUGAAUCAUUACUUAGAAGACUUCACCUCCAGGACCAACAUCCAAAUAUGCUGUCAUCAGAGGACUUUGUUAAAGUAGGCCCUCCUGUAAAACAGACUGAGAUUUUUGAAAAAGAUAAAGUUUGCAUGUUUUUUCAGAGGUUAUUGAUGUUAGAUUAUAGAGCUAGAUACAUACACAUACAGCAAAAGAACUCCAAUGUGAAAACCUUACAGAUCGUCUCAAAUUCUGGGAGUGCUUCCACAGAUGAAAAUGAUUUAGCAGCUCUUUUCAAAUCAAAUGUAGACUUAAACCAUUCAAAAGAAAAUCAUGUACAUCCAAUGGAUGUUCAAAUGGCAGCAUUUCGCUGCUCAGAUGGCUUCCUUAAACAGAAAAUGAUUACCAAGCUGUCACAGUGUCAGUAUGCCUUGCCAUUGCUUAUCCCUGAUCCUGUCACAACAAAUAUUGAGUGUCCGCUGUGGACGUUCAGACAAAUAACAAAAACAUGGAAAAUAGCUACAACAAAAGACAAUAAAACCACUGUCACAAUGAAAAGCAUGCCAAUCUACAAAGCUGAGAUUCCCAUGGUUUCAUUUUUCCGACUGGGCUCCAUUGCUGACAACGACUCAAGUGCAGUUCAGAUAAAACCAUAUAAAUACAAACUGGGUCUGAAAGAAAGAAGCCAGUCGGAUGUUUCUGAAGAACUGAAAGAGAUUAUAAGAGCCAUUUUGUCCGGACCUCACUCAGUCUUUCAAAUUGAAACUUUGGCCAACGACCCCAGAGUCAAGGUGGAUGAAGACGCAGAGGGGCACAUUGAGAAAGAAAAAGGUCUGAAAAAUCUGCAGUUGAUGAGGCUUCGACAGGAGCAGUGUGACCUGUCCAACAGUGAACUGGUGAAGUCCUUCACUGAGAGCCUCAGGCGUUUGCCACCAAAAGAAAGAGAAUAUUUCUUGAAAUGGACUCAGAUCCUGAUUGAUGCCCUCUCUACAGAUGACCUUUCUUCAAUUCUCCAAGAUUAUGAUAAAACAUGGUCAGAAGUCUUGGAACUAAAGAGGAAACAUGACAAAUCUGCUAACUUCGAUGUCAAACAAGCUCAGCUUAAUAAGUUAUCAAAAAAGCUCCAAUCAGCAACUUUUGGUCUGGAACACAUCUUCAGAGAAAUGGGGCAGAUCUAUGAAGCACAUAAAUCUUUGAAAAAAUCAUCACUUGGCCAAUGGACUGAAUGGACUAAAUACCCUGAGCUGGCUGCAGAUCUGAUGAUAAAAGGACACCCAAUGGAGCUGAUGGAUGGUGAUGCUGGCCACGUGCCUUUAAUAUGGGUCUCCAGUCUUAUACAGGAAGUCAUCAACAAACUGGGAGACCAGCGAGUCUUUGUGCUGUCAGUUCUAGGCGUACAAAGCAGCGGGAAGUCAACAAUGCUGAAUGUCAUGUUUGGAUUGCAGUUUGCAGUGAGUGCUGGGAGGUGCACCAAGGGUGUUUACAUGCAGCUGGUUAAACUGUCAGAUGAAAUCCAGAAAGACUACAAGUUUGACUAUAUUCUAGUUGUUGACACUGAAGGACUACGUGCUCUUGAGUUAGCAGGCAACGCCACCAUUCAUCAUGACAAUGAACUUGCAACAUUUGUUGUUGGUCUGGGAAACAUGACCUUAAUAAACAUCUUUGGUGAGAAUCCAGCUGAGAUGCAAGAUGUCCUGCAGAUCGUUGUGCAGGCUUUCAUGAGGAUGAAAAAGGUCAAGCUUUCUCCAAGUUGUGUGUUUGUUCACCAGAAUGUCACAGAUAUUACAGCAACAGAGAAAAACAUGGAUGGAAAAAGACACCUGCAGGAAAUACUGGACAAUAUGGCUAAACUAGCUGCCAAAGAGGAAGGGUGUGAUGUUGAGUGCUUCAGUGAUGUCAUUGCAUUUGAUGUGCAAAAAGAUGUUAAAUACUUUGCUCAGCUGUGGGAGGGAAGUCCACCAAUGGCUCCUCCAAAUCCAGGGUAUAGUGAGAGUGUCCAAGAACUGAAGACCAUCAUCCUCUCCAAGGCUAAACCUUCUGAUGGGAUCCUUUUGUCACAUUUAAAUACCAAGAUUCAGGACUUGUGGAAUGCCUUGAUGAAUGAAAACUUUGUUUUUAGUUUUAAAAACACCCAAGAAAUUGCAGUUUACAGAAAGCUGGAGGUCCAGUAUGGGAACUGGACUUGGACCCUGAGGAGUGAAAUGCUGAACAUUGAAAACCAGCUUUAUCCCAAGAUUGAAAAGGGGCAGCUGGACAAAGCUGAGCUCAGUUACCUUUCCAAAGAAAUUAAAGAAACUUACAAAGCAGUAACAGACAGUAUAGGAGCUUACUUUGAUAAUGACAAAGACAAAGAAAUGCUGGUUCAGUGGAAGGGCCGAUUUGAGAACAAAAUUAGAGAGUUUCAUGAGGAACUCUUGAGAGGCGUGAAAAGAAAACUGGAUGACGUUAUCAGGCAGAAUAAAGCUCGAAAAAAGCUUGACAAAAAGAAAACUGAGUUUGAAAAUAAACUCUUCCAGAAGAUUUGCAACGGAAUUAAACCCAGAUGCAAAACCAGUUGA
Cyprinodon variegatus (sheepshead minnow) is the source of this 2941-nucleotide messenger RNA. RefSeq names its product interferon-induced very large GTPase 1-like. The transcript is spliced from 9 exons. The coding region runs from base 131 to 2941 and encodes 936 amino acids. The record is from RefSeq and is a predicted model, not a curated record. Lineage: Eukaryota; Metazoa; Chordata; Actinopteri; Cyprinodontiformes; Cyprinodontidae. Gene Ontology annotation, molecular function: GTP binding.